Messenger RNA from Dictyostelium purpureum, 639 nucleotides. RefSeq lists its product as uncharacterized. Gene Ontology annotation, cellular component: cytoplasm; membrane. Bases 1 to 639 code for a protein of 212 amino acids. The transcript is spliced from 2 exons. Lineage: Eukaryota; Evosea; Eumycetozoa; Dictyosteliales; Dictyosteliaceae. The record is from RefSeq and is a predicted model, not a curated record.
AUGUUUGGAUUUUUAAAUAAAAUAGUUAAUUCAAGAGUUUUUAAACUUUAUGAGGUUUCAUUAGCAGAAAGACCAAUCGUAACCAAAUCAUUAACAGGUACAGUAGUAUUUGGUAUUGGUGAUAUAUGUGCACAAAAAAUUGAAAAAAAAGAAUACGAUGUAAAAAGAACAUUGAUGAUGUGUACCAUUGGUACUUUUAUUAUUGUACCACAUAUUCAUGUAUGGUUUGGAUUUUUAGAUAGAAAUAUUAAAACAACUGGAUGGAGAGCCGCUAUUACCAAAGUUGCAUUAGAUCAAACUUUAUUUGCACCAUACCUUUUUACCGUUAAUAUAUCUUGUGUACAAAUAUUUAAGAAUGGAGGUUUCAGUUUUGAAUUAUGGAAAGAAAAGAUGAGCAAUGAGUUUAUAGGUAUUUACCAAAAAUCAUUAAUGAUUUGGCCUGCAACCAAUUUAUUAUUAUUUAGAUAUAUUCCACCACAAUUUAGACUUUUAAUUAGUAAUCUUGUUGGUGCUGGUUGGAAUUGUAUAUUAUCCACAGUUGCAAAUAAUGAUAACUAUAAACAACCACAACCACAACAAUCCAUUUCAGCCGAUCAGCAAUCAAAAGUAGAAAAUAUUAACCCACAAAUUCAAUUAUAA